Molecule: messenger RNA, 932 nt
Organism: Hevea brasiliensis (rubber tree)
Lineage: Eukaryota; Viridiplantae; Streptophyta; Magnoliopsida; Malpighiales; Euphorbiaceae
Product: protein phosphatase methylesterase 1-like
Exons: 4
Coding region: 401-715 (104 amino acids)
Biological process (GO): protein demethylation
Molecular function (GO): protein methylesterase activity
Source: RefSeq, a predicted model, not a curated record
GCGAUCUCUUCAUCACAUUGCUGUUGCCAUUUCCGCCGAUCCUAUCGUUAUCUUUAUCUUCAUCUUUAAUGCUAGAAACGUCUUUACCAGCCUGCCUCAUUUUGUUCUUUCUCAACAAUGUCACUUAUGCAUAUAAUGGUGUAACAGAUUCGAUUUAAAGAGGCUAUUUUUACCAGGUUCAUCAUGCUUCUAUUUCUAGGGAGGGUGAUUCAAAGAUGAUCCAAUUUCUCAGUUUUCAACAUUACUGCAUUUGGUGGCAACUUCACAGACAACACUUGCAUAUUAAUUUGAAGGUGCCUGAGACUUUUUCAUUGAAUUAGAUCGUACAUACUUCACUUUCUAAAUCAACAUAUGAGUUAUAUCACUCUUACAAACAACGAAUAUGUUCUAUAGUUAAUGUAUGGAGAUUCUCCUCCUGCUAUUGUGCUUGUUGGUCACAGGUUGUGGAACAGCUAUGGCUUCUCUGGUACACAUGCAGAAAAUCUUAUCAAACAGGAUGCAGCAUUUCUCAAGCAUAGAAAAAGCGGUAGAAUGGAGUGUCAAGCGAGGUUCUUUAAGAAACGUAGAUUCUGCCUGCAUAUCUGUACCUACCACUUUAAAGUAUGAUGAUUCAAAGAAAUGGUAUGAAGGUCUUCCAGAAAAAUUUCUCUCACGUCCUGUUCCGAAACUCUUGCUUUUAGUAGGAACAGAUAGACUGGAUAGGUUAUGUUUAUGAACUUGCAUCAACUUUAACCACAUUAUUAUACAAUCACUUGCAUUUGAAUCAAACAACAUAAUGGAAUCCAUAGCACAGAAUAGAUUUUUUGGAUGAUGUUAAUGUAGAGAAGUGCGUGUUGUGGAAGUUUACUUGUCAUCUUAUUAGCUGCUUUUGUUUCAGUCCUUGAAGUUUACUUGUUUAGUUGUGUUGAACAUUUAGUGUGGCAUAUUUUAUA